Molecule: messenger RNA, 3279 nt
Organism: Onychomys torridus (southern grasshopper mouse)
Lineage: Eukaryota; Metazoa; Chordata; Mammalia; Rodentia; Cricetidae
Gene: Hmgb3
Product: high mobility group box 3
Exons: 5
Coding region: 309-911 (200 amino acids)
Biological process (GO): regulation of transcription by RNA polymerase II
Cellular component (GO): nucleus
Molecular function (GO): DNA binding, bending
Source: RefSeq, a predicted model, not a curated record
CAACUUUUCCAGUGCCUGCGCUCCAGCCUGCUGCCUCUCAGGUCUUGGCCCUCUAUGCGGAGCCGCGGUCGCCCCCAGGGACAGCAGCCUGGUGGCUCAGCAGCCCCUGGCCAGAUGUUCCGCCUCUGAGGCAGCGCGGCGAGCGAGAGGCGGCUGCGGGCUCUGGCGGCGCGCGUCCCGGCGGCGGCGGCGGCGGGAAGGGUGCUGGGCGCGCCCCAGCCUAAGAGCGACUCCGCAGGGAGCGGCCGUGCGGCUGGGGGCUGAGGCGCGGGCAAAGUUCGCGGGAAGGCCGAGCUGGACACGUCAGGAUGGCUAAAGGUGACCCCAAGAAACCAAAGGGCAAGAUGUCUGCUUAUGCCUUCUUCGUGCAGACAUGCAGGGAAGAACAUAAGAAGAAAAACCCUGAAGUCCCAGUCAAUUUUGCAGAGUUUUCCAAGAAGUGCUCUGAGCGGUGGAAGACAAUGUCCGGCAAAGAGAAAUCAAAGUUUGAUGAAAUGGCAAAGGCUGAUAAAGUACGCUAUGAUCGGGAAAUGAAAGAUUAUGGACCAGCUAAAGGAGGCAAGAAGAAGAAGGACCCCAAUGCCCCCAAAAGACCACCGUCUGGAUUUUUCUUAUUCUGCUCUGAAUUCCGCCCCAAGAUCAAAUCUACAAAUCCUGGCAUCUCCAUUGGAGAUGUGGCAAAAAAGCUUGGUGAGAUGUGGAAUAACCUAAGUGACAGUGAAAAGCAGCCUUACAUUACCAAGGCUGCAAAACUGAAGGAGAAGUAUGAGAAGGAUGUUGCUGACUAUAAGUCUAAAGGGAAAUUCGAUGGCGCCAAGGGUCCUGCUAAAGUUGCCCGGAAAAAAGUGGAAGAGGAAGAGGAGGAGGAGGACGAGGAAGAAGAGGAAGAGGAGGAGGAGGAAGAUGAAUAAAAACUCUUGUCUCCUUGUGAAUACCUUAGAGUAGGAGAGCGCUGUGAUUGACACAUCUCUUAUUUGAGCUGUGUCUAUUGCCCUUGUUAGGUUUAAUUACAAGAUUUGAUCACGAUCAUAUUGUAGUUUCUCAAAGUGUCAGUGGUUUACAUGAAGUGGCCAUGGGUGUCUGGAGCGCCCUGAAACUGUAUCAAAGUUGUACAUAGCUCCAAACAUUUUUAAAAUGAAAAGGCACUCUCGUGUUCUCCUCACUCUGUGCACUUUGCUGUUGGUGUGACAAGGCAUUUGAAGAUGUUUCUGGCAUUUUGUUUUCAACGCGUAAGGUAGUGUUAACUAUAUGGUUGGUUAUUGGCUAGAAAUCCUGAGUUGUCAACUGUACAUAUCUAGUUUGUAAAGAGAACAAAACAACCCAGACAGAUUCCUGAUGCUCCUUGUUUGGCGUGAAGGAUGUGAGGGGAAGAUGCCUUUUGGAGGGGGCCGUAGCUCAGGGCGUGCACUGUGAGGCUGGACCUGUUGAUACUGCGGUGGGCAUCCAUUUAGCUUCAGGUUGUCUUGUUUUUGUAUAUAGUUGCAUAGCAUUCUGCUGACAUUCUUAGUUGUGGAAAAGGGGGGAGGGGUCAGCUGGCAUGAGAAGUGUUUGGAUUUUUUUCUUUAGUUAAGUGCCGUAGAUUUUAAACUGUUUUUAAACAAACUGUAGAACUCAUCAUUGUCAGCAAAGCAAGGAACUACUGCAUCAAUGAAAGUUCAAGAACCCUCUGUACCUAAAUGCAAUUUGCAACAUUCUGUUAUUUUUUGUAUGUUUAGAAUGCUGAAAUGUUUUUGAAGUUAAAUAAACAGUAUUACAUUUUUAAAAUUGUUAUGUAUUACAACAGCCUAAAUUUCUGACGCACCAGCCUUAGUGAAGCCACUUACUUUCUUCUGCUUCUAAAACUAAGGUUUCUUCUAGCUAAUGUCAGAUGAAAGAGGGUGGUUGUUACUUGAAGUCCCUUCAUGAUUUGUGUCUGGCAUUAGGGUGAAGCACUGAUCAUGCCAUAGAUAAGGUUUAGCAGCCUACAGAGAUACAGAAAAGCAAGCUCUUAGGAAAAAAAACUGGUCUAGUCAGGUCCUGCCUCUGCCUGCCAGUAUGACUGGGGCUUAAGAUAUCCCAAACUGUUUCACCUUUACUCCAGCAUGUGUACUGGAACAGUUAUUGGGCUUACAAUUAGAAGUCCUAAGCCGCUGCUUUUGUCUCCUGGUCCCCAUGAGGAGGUGUGGGUUGGAAUGGCAAGGGUAGAAGACUUAUAUAUAUCCUCUAUAUAUGUAUUUUACUCCAGAAAAAUCAGAACCCCAGGGAAGAUUGCAGGUUCCACCUUAGGUCUGUGUUUGAAGGCUGAUCUGUCGAUGUUUACUACAGUAUCAUGGAGGACUGGGUUAGUUGCAGAGUUCAUAUUAAUACUUGGAUGUGUAUGUUUAAAAGAAGGAGGAAUUUGAUAAUGGUUUAGUAGCAUUUUUUAAACAGCAGCUUUUAGCCUGGGAUAUUUAGAAUAUGCAUGUCUAGAGAUGUCCUCUCGGUGCUCUCUUAUCUGAGAUUGCUUGAUAAGUCUGGUCACAGCCCAGUCUCUACACACAAACAUUCCCUCACAUCAGAACAAUUUGUCCUUUCUCCAAUUCUACUCAUUAAAAACCCUUGUCCAGAGGCACUUGCUUCAGCCAUGUCCAUGUCACUCGAUAUUCUAACCUGUAGCUGUUGCUGCUGUCCAAUACACAGUGUACAAACCAAGAAUGGUGAGCCAUGGCCAACCUCAUCAAAUAAGGAAGAGAAGCUCAACCUACCCACAGAUGAUUUUUCUUGCUAAGUGGUGCUCACUCAGUCUGCUUGAACCAUGUAGUACCCAUGGAAAGGCAACUAGGAUAUUUCUCUUAGUCUCUUCCAGUAGCCACAUAGAAAUGUCAAGGUGUUUAGUUAAACAUUUCUGAGAUUCAGAUUGUUGGACAGAAACUUAGGUUGAGGCUUGCUUGGUCUGUUAGAUGCUUGCAACAAGAUAUAGUGAAGUGUUUAUGCUAUGGCAAGAUGCUCAGAUGCAUGGUCCUCUGAAGCUUCUGAAAUGCAAUAAUGUGCUUUAAACUUAGCCUAGUUUCUGGACAACUGUGCAUUCUUGCAAUCCCAAAUUUUUAACACUUUUUAACUAAAAGGGCAGUACAUGCUUCCUUGAAGGAUCUCUCCUGCAACACCAACCCAUAAGGUAAGAUGACAUUUUGUCCUUUGGAAAGAACUUGGCUGUAAUAUAGUAGCCAUUGUCUAUUGUGUGUGUGAUCUGGUCACAAAUAAUGGUGGAUGCAUUCAUUUUCUGAAAUAAAAUUUCUUAAUCAGUUUUUUUCCCAAAAGUAA